Molecule: messenger RNA, 2025 nt
Organism: Effrenium voratum
Lineage: Eukaryota; Dinophyceae; Suessiales; Symbiodiniaceae
Source: the annotation of a GenBank genome assembly
AUGACAAAGCGGAAAAUCAGGUCUGGCAGGCUGAAGCCGAAGAUCUCGCAAGGACGAUCAGAACGUGGGCCACCCGUGUCCACGAAAUCGGGCUGGCUGAGUUGCAGGGUGGCCAACGAUGAGUGGCAGACUUCCCUGCAAGCUUGGCGGGCCGCAGCGCCGCAUUUUGCCAGCUACAAGAAGAAGACGGUCUGGAUGCCCUUCUAUUACGAUGGUGCCUGCGCAGAUCAUUUGCGUGCGCUGGGCUUUGUGAACGUCAUCCACAAGAAGGAGGACUUCUUUGAGCGCGUGCUGGACGAGAGUUUCAUGCGGCGUGUGGAUUUGAUUUGGGACAACCCGCCUUACACGGCACCUGAGAUGAAGGAGAAAGUGCUGCGGGCGCUGGCACAGUGUGGGAAGCCCUUCGCCAUGCUGCUCCCCAUCUCUGUGCUCCAUGUAGGGUUUGUGAGGGAGAUCUUGGAUAUGCAACGAGUGCAGGCCAUAAUCCCUCGCCGAGUCCACGUGCGGAAGACCGGACAGGAGCUGCUGCCAUUCAAGUACCUCUGCUGGUUCUGCUUCCGCACCCAACUCCCUCGAGACCUCAUCUUUCUGGAUGACGCAGUCGAGGCCACGACGGAGUUACCGUCGCAGCUACAAGCGCCGCCGCUUGUGCGCAAAGAGCGCAAGGACAUGGCAAAGGCUGAUCUGGCAAAGCAGGCCUUUCUUCAGCUCCUUGAGGCAGAGACGCGUCUGGAGGCGGCGCAGGCCUCCCAUGAGGUUGAGGCGGCGCAGCAGGAGCUACAGCAGCGCGCUCGUGCGCUGCAGAUCAUGACUCCUCAGCUGCAGAAGGUCGCCGUUGAGGCCCAGGCGGUCUUGGUGGACCAGCGAUCCGAUCUCGGUGAGCAGGAGCCGCCGCUGUUGGGGAGCUUGGAGCGUGUGGUGGCGCUGCGCCAGCACCUCGCGGCCCUGGCGGCGCAGCAGGAGUCGCUCAAGGCCGAUCUGCUCAAGGAGGAGGCGACCGCAUCUGACUUGGUGGGUGAGGCGCAAAGGGUGGCGGAGCAGGCACAGAAAGAGGAGCGCCGCGCACAGGAUCUGGUGGCCAAGGCAAAGGAGAUAGUGUCGAAGAAGCGACAGGAGGAAGCAACAGAAAGGGCUCGGCGCGAGGCAGAAGCAAAGGCGAGGAAGGAAGCUGAGGAGAAGGCGAGGAAGGAAGCGGAGGAGAAGGCGAGGAAGGAAGCCGAGGAGAAGGCGAGGAAGGAUUCCGAGGAGAAGGCGAGCAAGGAAGCUGAGGAGAAGGCAAGGAAGGUAAAGGCGAGGAAGGAGGAGAAGGCGAGGAAGGAAGCCGAGGAGAAGGCGUGGAAGGAAGCUGAGGAGCAAGCAAGGAAGGAAGCGGAGGAAAAAGCAGAGAAAAAUACAGAGGAGAAGGCCAUGAAGGCUGAAGCGGAGGAAAGCACGGAGAAGGAAGCGGAAGAGAAGGCCAAGACGAAUGCAGAACAGACAUCCGGGACAUCCGAGAAGGCUGCGGACAUGGCCGAGAAGAAAGUGGAGAAGGCCAAGAAGGAAGGAGAGGAGAGAGCCAAGCUGGCUGAAGCGCAGGCCACGCGUGCAGAACGGAAAGCCGAGAAGGCCGGGGAGGCCAACAAGACAGGACAAGAGGCUGAGAAGGUGGAAGCAAAGCUGCUACCAGCCAAGAGGAAGGCAGAGAACGAAGGGGUCCUUAAGCCCCCGGUCCCAGACCCUGCACAGCGCCUGGUGGUGAAGUCGGAUGCUUGCCCCACCGUCAGCGGCGAGUACCGCCAGAUUGAGGGUGGCUGGAGCGGGUUCCGAGCCUUCCGCAAGAACGCGGAAACUGUGUGGCUGGUGUGGACCCCUCAUGCGGGCGGACACUGGAUCUUCACCUCUGAGCUGGGCUCCAAAGACGUGCUGGCACGGAGCCGGCAGGUCUCCUGGACCGCCGGCCCAGAGGACCUCAUGUGCCGCAGCUGGACCACCGCUGCCUGGGGCGCGACAGGCGGCCAAUGCACGGUCUACAUCAUCAGGGCUUGA